Molecule: messenger RNA, 1518 nt
Organism: Pochonia chlamydosporia 170
Lineage: Eukaryota; Fungi; Ascomycota; Sordariomycetes; Hypocreales; Clavicipitaceae
Product: permease involved in the uptake of glycerophosphoinositol (GroPIns)
Exons: 3
Coding region: 1-1518 (505 amino acids)
Biological process (GO): transmembrane transport; carboxylic acid transport
Cellular component (GO): plasma membrane
Molecular function (GO): carboxylic acid transmembrane transporter activity
Source: RefSeq, a predicted model, not a curated record
AUGGACGACGACAAGGCAGUUGCGGUUAUACCGCAGGAGAAUCAUGACUCGCCUACCAAGGGAGAUGCUGAGGCGCAAGUCUCUCCAUCCGAACAGGUUACCAGCAGACGACAGAAAUUAUCUGAUAUAUUCACUAUUUUUUGCUCGGGCUUUGCUCUCAUCUCCGAUGGCUACCAAAACAACCUCAUGACCAUGUCCAAUGUUCUCUUCAAGAAGGAAUACCCCAAAGAGUAUACCGCCUCAGUCAGCACUCGAGUGUCGAAUGCCCUUCUCGUUGGUGAGAUUCUCGGCCAGGUCGUUGUUGGUCUAACUUGCGACUACCUGGGUCGAAAGACAGCCAUCAUCCUGACUACGCUCCUUAUCGUGCUUGGCGGUAUUAUGGCGACGGCUUCGCAUGGUGUUACCAUAGAUGGCAUGUUUUGGAUGUUGACCGUGUCGAGAGGUAUCGUUGGAUUUGGAGCGGGUGGUGAAUAUCCCGCUGCCAGCACAUCCGCAUCCGAAGCCGCCAACGAACACACCCCCAAGAACCGCGGUCCUAUCUUCAUUCUCGUUACCAACCUGCCCCUCUCGUUUGGUGGCCCAUUCGCCGUGUCAGUCUUCCUCAUCGUCUUAUCUGCAGCAGGCGAGAGUAACCUUUCGACGGUAUGGCGUGUCUGCUUCGGUAUCGGCGUUCUCCUACCCCUGACCGUCUUCUACUUCCGUCUCAAAAUGCUCAACUCUAAACUCUACCGCCGCGGAGCUAUCAAGAAGCAAGUCCCAUACGGCUUGGUCAUCCGCUAUUACUGGAAGACAUUGAUCGGUACCUGCGGCGCCUGGUUCCUCUACGACUUCGUCACCUUCCCCAACGGCGUCUUCUCAGGCACAAUCAUCUCGAGUGUUGUAUCCAAGAGCGGGAACACCCUCCGCAGCACGGCCGAGUGGCAGCUCCUCCUCGGUGCCAUUGCCCUGCCCGGUGUUCUUGUCGGAGCAUUCCUCUGCGACAGAGUCGGGCGCAAGAACGUCAUGAUGCUUGGUUUCUCGGGAUAUCUAGUCUUCGGGCUCAUCAUCGGUUGUGCGUACGACAAAAUCACCGGCAUCAUUCCCCUGUUCGUCAUCUUCUACGGUCUGAUGCAGAGUUCCGGAAACCUGGGGCCAGGUGAUAUGCUUGGCUUGAUUUCCUCGGAGAGCUACGCCACCAGUGUGCGUGGAACAUGCUACGGCGUGAGCGCGGCGAUCGGAAAGACGGGCGCCGCCGUGGGAACACAGGCAUUUACGCCUAUUCAAGAACGGUUCGGCAAGAGGUGGACGUUCAUCGUUGCAGCUAUUUGUGGCGUGGUGGGCGUCUUGGUCACGUAUUUCUUUGUGCCUAAGUUGACGGGCGAAGAUCUGUCCAAGCGGGAUGAGGAGUUUAGAGCGUAUUUGUUGGCGAAUGGGUGGAAUGGCGAGAUGGGUGAGGCUGAUUUGAAGGCGUUGGCUGAGGAUGUUGACGAGGAGGUUGUGUCUGGGAAUCAGGAGAAGGGAGUCAAAGUGGCGGCGUAG